GCAUUUGGUACACGACGCUUGUUUCAGUUUCUUGCCAUUGUGUUGUUAAUUGUGGUUGAAGAUGGAGGACGCUGCGCGGCUGGAAGCGAAACAAAUCAUCUCCCAGUACAUGGCGAGUUAUUCGGUUUCUCAAAUGGCUGAUGUUUCGUUCAGUGAGCGCGAACAUUUGGCGGAACUUCACAAACAGAUCGAGCUGCGAAAAACGUACCGGGACAGUUUGCGUAGUGUGAAUUUGGGGUUGUACGCACUCAAGCAAGGUAUGCGCCGGUAUGGAAGCGACGCGUUCGAAGAACAACUCGCCCAAGAUUACCAUGCCACCAUUCGCCAGGUGGUUGAGAAGCAGCAGGAAAAAUCGCACGGAUUGCAGCAGCUAUGCUACGAAUACACGAUGCUUGGCAAUUCACGACAGGUGCUGAUCGAACAGGCAGAGCUGCAGAAGCUACAAGGGGUGUCGCGGCUUCAGGAACAGGUACGUGCGAAGCUCGCUAGUACGCGCGUAGUGAAACAGUGGGAACGCGAAAAGGCCACCUUACUGUCGGAACAGAAGGAUAUGUCAAAGCUGGAGGUUGUCGGCAAAGAAAUUAUACAAAAGCGCAACGAAAUGCUCGAGCGCAAAAAUGGCGAGAUAGCGAACACGCUGAUCUGCAUCGGCGAAGGAUUGGAAAAGGCGGAAGAGCUUCGGAUGAAGUUGGCCGAAAUCACUAAGAAGUAUCGUGACGAGCUGCACGACGACCAGUCCAGUGAUGUGGAUUUACGAUCGGAGGAUGGGAAAAAAGAUGCCGGGGCUGGUGAAAACGACAGGGCUACCAACACCGCUCCUAUGUUUGACUCAAUCGAUUGGAACCUUGGUAGCGUCAGUAUGGACUUGCGGUUGGAUCUCAACUUCAAGAAUCCAAACGAUUUUCCCGACAUUUUAACGCAUCUCAGUACCAUCAACACGAGCAAGUAUCACCUGAAGGACGUUAAACAGAACUGCGACGUAAAGGUUGAUAAACAGAAAGUGCGAAAUGCUAACGAACGGCCAAAAUCGUUUAAAAAGGGUAACAGGCUCGUUUCGGGUAAUACAGCAUUUUCGAGUGACGUUCCUACUCCCACAAAGAAAUCAAAACAGAAUGAUGCAACGGAAAAAGUCGUCCUGCAGGCGGUUAGUAAUGAUGUCGGAAAUGUACCAGCUCACGAUAAUAGUGAGAAAUAUCAACCACGCGCUAUUUUGGCAACACCGCAACCGUUGCAGAAGCAAAAUAAUGAGAAUGUGGCCAACCUGCAACAUAAAGUAUCGCGCAAAAAAACAUCCAUGACGGUCCAACACGAAACAUGUCAAAAAAGAUUUCCGAUCUUAGAGAAGAAAGCAACACCGACCACUGGAGUUGGCCAACAGGAUGGUACAAAGGGACAAGAAAUGAACUCCGGUUCAUCUCAAUCCCGUGUUCGUACACCGGCUAGCAAAGCAUUUGCAAACAUCACCAGUAUUCUCAGCAAUACGUCGAAAAUUAAGCGAGAACCGCAAUCUACUAUGCAGCAGCAGUAUCAGCAACGCGGACAGCUGGAGAAAAAGCAAGUCGCGCACCAAAAACAACCGGACCAACCGAAAAGAACACGUUCCAUGAAAGUGCUUUCGCCGGCAGGUACAAACCAACCCAAGCCGGUUGGACAUAAUUCUCCCGCAGAUAGCAAUGAAGCAACACCGAUGGAGGUGGAUUCGGAUGACAACCAGGAUGCGGAAUCUUCCACGAGCAACAAUUCACUGGACUUUGGCAUGCAAAGUGGCAGUUGUGAGUUUGAUCUGAACUUAUCCGGCGAUCUCCGGCGGGAACCGGAAGCGAACGCGGACGAUGAUCUGGACUUUCUCUCUAUGAAACCUGGCAGGGUUACACGGAGCCAGGGACAGAAGAAGAAAACUAACAGCGGUAAAAGCACCGGGAGUGGAGACGAUAUGGAUACGUUUGAUUUUACCUUCGGUGGGUCAAACUCUAGCGAGAGUUUAGUUCAACCGGAAGAUUUGUUUUAAUCAUUUCAUUCCAUUCCAUUUAAUGCAUGAUUCAACAUUACCUAUUCAUAAUGGGUAUGACAGAUAAUACAUUCUUUCGUUCAAUUUAUUUAAUUUGAAAUAAAAGGUUCAUUCUUCAUAGAAACA
Messenger RNA from Anopheles moucheti, 2134 nucleotides. RefSeq lists its product as uncharacterized. NCBI's taxonomy places the organism in Eukaryota, Metazoa, Arthropoda, Insecta, Diptera, Culicidae. The record is from RefSeq and is a predicted model, not a curated record. The transcript is spliced from 3 exons. The coding region runs from base 62 to 2008 and encodes 648 amino acids.